Messenger RNA from Zingiber officinale, 1127 nucleotides. Its product is annotated as E3 ubiquitin-protein ligase SINAT5-like. The transcript has 3 exons. Gene Ontology annotation, cellular component: cytoplasm. Lineage: Eukaryota; Viridiplantae; Streptophyta; Magnoliopsida; Zingiberales; Zingiberaceae. Gene Ontology annotation, molecular function: ubiquitin protein ligase activity; protein binding; zinc ion binding. The record is from RefSeq and is a predicted model, not a curated record. Gene Ontology annotation, biological process: multicellular organism development; ubiquitin-dependent protein catabolic process. Bases 134 to 1048 code for a protein of 304 amino acids.
AAUCGCCCUGUGGCGUUGAUCUUGAGUCGUCUCCUCUCGAAAACCCUCUAUUUUUUUCCCCUUUUGGUUCGUUCUCGAUCGGCAAAUCUAGGCUCGAGGGACUGAUUCGAUCUCACUUUCUUGCUUCCCGUCAAUGGAGUCAGAUAGCGUCGAUUGCGUUUCUCUAGCGGACGGGCUGGAUGAGGAGGAGGAGGUCGCCCAGCACGUCUCGUCCAAGCCGCAUACCGGAGUCUCCGCCGUCGCUGGGGUCGCUCCGGAGACCAGCGUCCACGAGCUGCUCGAAUGUCCUGUCUGCGCCAAUUCUAUGUAUCCCCCGAUCCAUCAGUGUCGUAAUGGGCAUACACUGUGCUCUACUUGUAAAUCGAGGGUGCAUAACCGUUGCCCUACAUGUAGACAAGAGCUUGGGGAUAUAAGGUGUCUAGCGCUGGAAAAAGUGGCUGAAUCGCUUCAGCUUCCUUGCAAGUACAACAGCUUGGGAUGUUCUGAAAUCAUUCCUUAUUACAGCAAGAUCAAGCAUGAAGCACAGUGCAACUUCAGACCUUACGGCUGCCCGUAUGCAGGAUCAGAAUGCUCAAUUGUUGGGGAUAUUCCUUCCUUGGUUGCACAUUUGAGAGAUGACCAUAAAGUAGACAUGCACACUGGAUGUACCUUCAAUCAUCGUUAUGUGAAGUCUAAUCCACGCGAGGUUGAAAAUGCAACAUGGAUGCUAACUGUUUUUUACUGUUUCGGUGAAUAUUUCUGCUUGCACUUUGAGGCCUUUCAAUUAGGAAUGGCUCCUGUAUACAUGGCCUUUCUCCGGUUCAUGGGCGAUGAGAAUGACGCAAGAAACUUCAGUUACAGUCUUGAGGUUGGGGGCAAUGGCAGGAAACUAAUAUGGGAAGGCACUCCACGCAGCAUUCGUGAUGGUCACCGGAAAGUCCGCGACAGUCAUGAUGGCCUUAUAAUACAAAGAAACAUGGCACUCUUCUUCUCUGGCGGUGACCGGAAAGAACUGAAGCUGCGAGUCACUGGACGGAUAUGGAAGGAGCAACCAAACACAGAUUCUUGAAAUUGUACUCCCAUUCUCAGAAGUUAAAUGUGCUACGAUUUAUCUUAUUCGACUACGUUGCUGCUUUAUCCAUGUUUCA